Molecule: messenger RNA, 1610 nt
Organism: Tarenaya hassleriana
Lineage: Eukaryota; Viridiplantae; Streptophyta; Magnoliopsida; Brassicales; Cleomaceae
Product: RNA-binding protein 1
Exons: 3
Coding region: 205-1344 (379 amino acids)
Molecular function (GO): RNA binding
Source: RefSeq, a predicted model, not a curated record
AUAAAUUUAUGAUUUUUCAUCGGAUUCGAAGUUACCUCACUUCGAGCUCCAGUCAAAUCGAUCUACUGUUCUCUUGUCUCUCUCCAUCUCUGGGCUACUACAUUGGUAUUUCAAAGAAUAGGGGAUUCUAAGGCUGGUUGGAGCUGUUAGGGUUUGGCUAAAUAGAGGAUUUGAGAAGAAUCUUGCGUUUGGGAUUUUUGAAGAAUGGAGUGUGACCAGUACAAGCUGUUCGUGGGGGGCAUAUCUCGGGAGACUAGUGAAGAAGCCCUGAGACAGCAUUUCAGUAGAUAUGGAGAUGUGUUGGGUGUAGCAGUUGCCAGAGCGAAAGUCACUGGAACUCCGAGGUGCUUUGGGUUUGUCUGUUUCUCCAAUGCCUUUGCUGUCGAUAGAGCGCUUCGAGACACCCAUUUUAUUAUGGGUCGAGCUGUGGAUGUGAAAAAGGCAGUUCCUAGACAUGAACACCAUAAACUCCAACAGCAGCACCGACAACAAUAUGGGAAUCAGCUGCAGCAGAAUAGUGGUAUGCAUGAAGUGUCAAGCAAUGUUGUAUACAGAACCAAAAAGGUCUUUGUUGGGGGCUUAUCGUCUAGCAUAACUGAAGAAGAGUUCAGGAAUUACUUUGAGAGGUUUGGCCGGAUAACUGAUGUAGUUGUAAUGCAUGAUAGCAUUACAAACAGGCCUAGGGGUUUCGGGUUUGUUACUUAUGAAUCAGAGGACUCAGUUGAAAAUGUUAUGCAGAACAAUUUCCAUGAAUUGAGUAACAAACGCGUGGAGGUGAAACGGGCAAUACCAAAAGAGGGUAUCCAGACCAAUAAUGGCGGUUAUAACCCGAGUUCUGAUGUAGGAAGCAUGCCUAAAUUUAGCAGCUUUCAGCUGACAGCACUUGCUCCCGAGAGACUUGCAUACGGGAUGAUCAUACCUUAUGUUGCUUCUCCUACGGUUGGUUAUCAUAAUCUUCAAGGAUUUCAUCACUACCCUGUAGAUAUGUAUGGAUAUGGGUAUCCCUUCAUUGCACAUGGAGCUAAUUUCCAGUGGAACAACCCGAUAAUGCCUACACCCGGGUUUUUCUGUCCUCCUCCCAGCGAUGGUCCUGGUUAUCUCCCGUACCUGAACGGAUUUAGCCAUCCGGGUAUGAAUUCUACCGGGUACAAUGCAGUAGCUCUGCCUGCACCUGAUGGUGGCAUUGAACAGGUGAGUGCAGGUAUGACAACACCUCGAUUAGAAGGUUUGAAACUAGAGGCCGGCAGUAAUCAAGCCCAUGACACAGUCAACGAGGGAGGAUCUGCCGAACAGCACCAGAUAGGUAGCGCCGAGAAGCCCUUACACAUCGAUACGUACAGAUGACAGUUUCGGAAAUGGUAUUAGGCUCAGGUUGGUUGGUAACAUAUGACUUAGUUUUCUCAUUAGGUUCAUUUGCUAACUAAGGAAGUGUUUCGGUGCUUCUCUGGUACAUGUGCUAGUUGCAUCUGAUGCUAUAUCUGCUACUUCCCUUUGUGUAUUAUGUCAGGCAUUGGAUUCUAACCCCAUUGUAAUAUACCAAAUUGCAUUCUUUGGACCUCUCUCUCUUUCUCUCUCUCUCUAUUCAUUAGUGUGUUUCUGUGGUGAUUUGA